AUGUCUCUGCACUCUUACAUCGACAAGAAGGUCCUCAUCCUCACAGUCGACGGCCGAACAUUACUCGGAACACUCCUAUCGACAGAUCAACUGACGAAUCUUGUUCUGGUGGACACCAUCGAGAGAAUUAUCCGCACGCCCGAUGACCCCGAACCGAGCUCGCAGAUUGAGCAUGGCCUCUACCUGAUCCGCGGUGACAACGUUGUUCUGUGCGGCGAAAUCGACGAGGCCAUUGAUAAAGAUAUCGACUGGACGAAAGUCAAGGGCGAGGUGGUCAAGGGCACGAAGAACGCGUGA
Molecule: messenger RNA, 297 nt
Organism: Aspergillus clavatus NRRL 1
Lineage: Eukaryota; Fungi; Ascomycota; Eurotiomycetes; Eurotiales; Aspergillaceae
Product: U6 snRNA-associated Sm-like protein LSm8
Exons: 2
Coding region: 1-297 (98 amino acids)
Biological process (GO): mRNA splicing, via spliceosome
Cellular component (GO): U4/U6 x U5 tri-snRNP complex; U6 snRNP; precatalytic spliceosome
Molecular function (GO): RNA binding
Source: RefSeq, a predicted model, not a curated record